AUGGCGGACAUCUCAGACCAGAAGCCGCACCCUCUCAUCAUCAAGCCCACAGAGAAAGUCUUCGCCCUCCCCGAACUCGUCGAAAACAUCCUCAAAUUCUUGCCGAUCGACGACCUCUUCAUAUUCCAGCGUGUCAACUCCACUUUCCACGACACCAUCAAGGACUUCAAGGCAAUCCGUCAAGCCAUGCACCUCGAACUUGGGGAGGGGAUGACGCCUCUGACUCGACCACCGACUUUUUCGCCAGAACCAGACAUGAUGACUACACCUUCGCCUCCCGUCCGCUCGAGUCCGCAAUCGAGCCUCUGCAACUGGGCUACCGCGGCAUAG
Molecule: messenger RNA, 330 nt
Organism: Zasmidium cellare ATCC 36951
Lineage: Eukaryota; Fungi; Ascomycota; Dothideomycetes; Mycosphaerellales; Mycosphaerellaceae
Exons: 2
Coding region: 1-330 (109 amino acids)
Molecular function (GO): protein binding
Source: RefSeq, a predicted model, not a curated record